Mesoplodon densirostris (Blainville's beaked whale) is the source of this 4859-nucleotide messenger RNA. It is a transcript of the gene NFATC1, whose product is annotated as nuclear factor of activated T cells 1. The transcript is spliced from 10 exons. The record is from RefSeq and is a predicted model, not a curated record. Gene Ontology annotation, cellular component: transcription regulator complex. The coding region runs from base 373 to 3123 and encodes 916 amino acids. Gene Ontology annotation, molecular function: transcription factor binding; DNA-binding transcription factor activity, RNA polymerase II-specific; RNA polymerase II cis-regulatory region sequence-specific DNA binding. Lineage: Eukaryota; Metazoa; Chordata; Mammalia; Artiodactyla; Ziphiidae. Gene Ontology annotation, biological process: cytokine production; calcineurin-NFAT signaling cascade; regulation of transcription by RNA polymerase II.
AGCGCAGGGCGCAGCCGAGCCCCGGGCGCCUCGACCACAGGUGCCCGCGGCCGGGGCCCCGACCGGACCCCCUCCAGGCCCCUAACCCCGACCCCGACCCAACCUGGCAUCCCGACCCGACCCCGACUACGGACCCCAGCCUGACUCCAGUCCAGGACCUCUACCCAGGCCUUGACUCCUGACACCGGACCCCGCCCGACUCCAGCCUAGAUCCCGACCCCGGACCCCGACCCGGGACCCCAACCAGGUCCCCGACCCCCGACCAGACCCCGAACCCAGAAUCCGAUCCCACCCGUGACCUCCGACCCCGACCCCGGACCCCUGACCUCGGACCCCGACCCUGACCCUCUGAUCUCUGACCCCCGACCCAACAUGACGGGGCUGGAGGAGGACCAGGAGUUCGACUUUGAUUUCCUCUUCGAGUUUAACCAGAGCGACGAGGGCGCCGCCGCGGCCACCGCAGAGCACUACAGUUACGUCACCUCCGGCAUCGGCUCUGGCCUGCCCCUCUCCUCCGCCCACCCCUCGCUGCCGGCCCCGUGCCACGACCUGCAGACCUCGGCCCCGGGCAUCUCCACCGCAGGCUACGGGGCUGCCCUGGAUGGCGGGCCCUCGAGCUACUUCCUCUCCUCCGGCGGAGUCAGACCCAACGGGGCCCCGGCCCUGGAGAGCCCUCGCAUUGAGAUCACCUCCUACCUGGGGCUGCACCACGGCAACGGCCAGUUCUUCCAUGACGUGGACGUGGAAGAUGUCCUUCCCGGCUCCAAGCGGUCCCCGUCCACGGCCACCCUGAACCUGCCCAACCUGGAGGCCUACCGCGACCCCUCGUGCCUGAGCCCGGCCAGCAGCCUGUCGUCCCGCAGCUGCAACUCCGAGGCCUCAUCCUACGAGUCCAGCUUCUCGUACCCGUACGCGUCCCCACAGACGUCCCCGUGGCAGUCCCCCUGCGUGUCCCCCAAGACCACAGACCCCGAGGAGGGCUUCCCCCGUGGCCUGGGGGCCUGCGGCCUGCUCGGGUCCCCGAGGCACUCGCCUUCCACGUCGCCGCGCACCAGCGUCACCGAGGAGAGCUGGCUGGGGGCCCGCACGUCCAGGCCCUCGUCCCCCUGCAACAAGCGGAAGUACGGCCUCAACGGCCGGCAGCUGUCCUGCUCCCCCCACCCCUCGCCCACGCCGUCCCCGCAAGGAUCGCCACGGGUCAGCGUCACCGAUGACACCUGGCUGGGCAACACCACGCAGUACACCAGCUCGGCCAUCGUGGCCGCCAUCAACGCCCUGAGCACCGACGGCAGCCUGGACCUGGGCGACGGCGUCCCCGUCAAGGCCCGCAAGACCACCCUGGACCACUCACCCUCAGUGGCGCUCAAGGUGGAGCCGGCCGGGGAGGACCUGGGGGCCACGCCGCCCACGUCUGAUUUCCCACCCGAGGAGUUCCCGUCCUUCCAGCACAUCCGCAAGGGCGCCUUCUGCGACCAGUACCUGUCGGUGCCGCAGCACCUGUACCCGUGGGCCCGGCCGCGGUCCCCGACGUCCUACACCAGCCCGUCUCUCCCUGCCCUCGACUGGCAGCUGCCGUCACACUCAGGACCGUACGAGCUGAGGAUCGAGGUGCAGCCCAAGUCUCACCACAGAGCUCAUUACGAGACGGAGGGGAGCCGGGGGGCCGUGAAGGCGUUGGCCGGAGGACACCCCAGUGUGCAGCUGCACGGCUACAUGGAGAGUGAGCCGCUCACCCUGCAGCUGUUCAUCGGGACAGCGGACGACCGGCUGCUGAGGCCCCACGCCUUCUACCAGGUGCACCGGAUCACAGGCAAGACCGUCUCCACCACCAGCCACGAGGCCAUCCUCUCCAACACCAAGGUCCUGGAAAUACCGCUGCUGCCGGAGAACAACAUGCGUGCAAUCAUUGACUGCGCCGGGAUCCUGAAGCUCAGAAACUCUGACAUCGAGCUCCGCAAGGGGGAGACGGACAUUGGGAGGAAGAACACGCGGGUGAGGCUGGUCUUCCGUGUCCACGUCCCGCAGCCCAACGGCCGGACGCUGUCGCUGCAGGUCGCCUCCAACCCCAUCGAGUGCUCCCAGCGCUCGGCCCAGGAGCUGCCCCUUGUGGAGAAGCAGAGCGCGGCCAGCGGCCCCGUCCUCGGCGGGAAGAGGAUGGUCCUGUCCGGCCACAACUUUCUGCAGGACUCCAAGGUCAUUUUCGUGGAGAAAGCACCAGACGGCCACCACAUCUGGGAGAUGGAGGCGAAAAUCGACGGAGCCCUGUGCAAGCCGAAUUCGCUGGUGGUCGAGAUCCCGGCUUUUCGCAACCAGAGGAUAACCAGCCCCGUCCAGGUCAACUUCUACGUGUGCAACGGGAAGAGGAAGCGGAGCCAGUAUCAGCACUUCACCUACCUGCCCGCCAACGUUCCAAUCAUAAAAACGGAGCCCAGUGAUGAUUACGAGCCUGCCCUCACCUGUGGACCAAUGAGCCAGGGCCUGAGCCCGCUCCCCAAGCCCUGCUACGGCCAGCCGCUCGCCCUGCCGCCCGACCCGGGCUCCUGCCUCGCGCCCGGCUUCCCGCCCCGUCCACAGAGCAGCGCCAGCCCCGAGCUCCACGACCUCUCCUGCGCCCCCUACGGCCCGGCCACGGCCGGCCCGGGCCACGGCCCCCUCGGACUUCCGCGGCCAGUUGGCGGGGUCCUCGCCGGCCAGGAGGCGCCGAGACCCGCGGGCGUGCCUCCCGGGCCCCCCCAGCCGCCGCCCCCCGCCCCGCUGCAGCCACAGGUGAGUCCGCCGUCAAGUGGUAGCUGCUCCCCGGGGCGCCGGCCAGCGCUCUGUCCCCACAGUCCCUCCUCUCCGCUGCCGCCCGGGACCCAAGAGCCGACCCGCCUGCAGCCCUGCGGCCCCGUGCGCCCCCCUGGGACGGGCCUCCAGCAGCACCAGCCGUCCGAGGUUCCGAGCAGCGAGCCUGCAGCCGCCCGGCCCCUGCCAGCGCCCGAGGUGCGUGAGGACAGUAAUCAUAGUCUGGCCCCCAUUCCCGUAACGGUCAAGCGAGAGCCUCAGGAGCUGGACCCGCUGGACCUGGACGACGUAAACGAGAUCAUACGGAACGACCUCUCCAGUGCCAGCAUCCACUCGUAGUCGGCAGUUUGGACUCUCAGAAGCUGCGUGGUGUUGAUUUGACGGUGACAACCGAGUCAACAGACUGAACUCGCACCUGGUACCACUCGGAACUUCCACCUUCGUGAAGGCUUAGAUCAUUCGUACAAAGAAGUAGCUCAAGGAAGGAAGGAAGGAAGGAGGAAGGUCAUCUCAAGAAGGAAACGCAGGCGGGUGGGUAGGGGGAGCACAGGAGACAGGCCGCGUGAUGCUCCCCUCGUGACCGCAGCCCGACGUGGCAGCCUGACCCCCAGCGUACCCUUCAGGCACCCCUGCGUUUCAUACUGGAAGUGCCUUAUUUAAGCAGACCGCAGCAGCAGGGCAUCAUGGAAUUGAGCAUUGAACUGGCUACCCGGAGAGUAUUUGUAGGAGCAAAAGCUGUAAAGACAUUUCGUCCUGAGGCUUUAUCCUAUGUAUAAAUUAAGAGAAUACUGGCGAGCCGGGCCUGGUGAGGAAAACCUAACGCGCUUCCUACUUCCUUCACCUUUUCCUGGGCUGUGCUAUACAAUCCUGUUGCCUUACUCGGAGCAUUUCAGAACUCUUCCCAGGUGUCAUCUCAGCUCUUUCAUGACUGCCUUCCCUCCCCUGUGUUACUCAAGCCUUAGGGCUAUUCAUUAUAGCAUGUUAGGAUUUUGUUUUUAAUCUGGCUUCGAACAUAGCACAGGUAAGUUGAAUAGCACAAGGUAGGUUACUGGACAAAAAAAGAAAUCUGUCCGUCUCGGGAUGGAUCUUGCAUUUGCAUGUGUGUACAUAUAUAGCCAUAUAUUUAUGUAUGAACAUAACGGAGGUGGUGACCCUCACUCUUCGCCCAGCAAGGGCGUCCAUGUCAGCAAUAACCAGUAUCCAUUCUGGAAAAUUCACCUGAGGCUCCAAAGCCAGCUUCCCAGCCAUUUCCGAGGGGGCGUCACCCAACCCCCGGGAGGUCUGUGUGUUGUCAUCUCCUGCAGUUAACCAAGCACUUUAGAAGCCGGGAGAGGUGCGUCCACAGUACCGUCUGUUACCAAAUGGCAAAAUUGGAAAGAAACUAUAAAUAAUGUUACAGAAGGAGUGUAAUAUAUUUGUUCAGCUGUAAGAUUAUUAUUUCACAGAAGCCUUAUAACUCUGCUUCAUCUAAGGAAACGAUAACCAAAAACAGCGUUUAAUAUGUGGUGACUGUAGUGUGUUUCCAGACUAGUUACUGUUACCAGAUAGGUUAGUGUGAGCUGUACUACUGCAUUUUGUACCCUUCACAGCUUAUUACGCGUUAUUGCUAGCAGUGACCUGUCGUUUCACGUAACCAAAAAGCAUGGUUUAACGAAACAUGUUUAACCUGAUAACUGUGCCUUAGGAACUCACGCCCCCCUCCUGGAACUCCGCAAAUCGAAUCGCACCCUCGGGGGAGGUGACAAGUCCCGUCACCAGAUUCGGCGUUUUGGUGGGGAAAGCACUCUCCCACAGAAAGAAUUAUUUUACAAAUGUUCUUCUGUACGAUCAUGUCUUACUUUUUUUUUAAGUCACAGAACCGAAAAUCUGAAAGCCAUAUUUGUAACAUUUGCACAUUACUGUGAAGAGCUGAAGAUAUAUGGCUUCGUGUACAUAUGACCCUGCCUUCCCGCCUGAGGCCCUGCCCUGCAUUUAGCCUCCUAGGAGUUGCAUGAGACAUUUCUCGGGAGACUGUCCUAUGGAAAGGAAGUGUUUGAUACUGUGUUAGCUCUCUUUGUAGUUAGAAAAUCGAUCCA